Messenger RNA from Sebastes umbrosus (honeycomb rockfish), 2169 nucleotides. It is a transcript of the gene rp2, whose product is annotated as RP2 activator of ARL3 GTPase. Gene Ontology annotation, cellular component: periciliary membrane compartment; cilium. Gene Ontology annotation, biological process: post-Golgi vesicle-mediated transport. Gene Ontology annotation, molecular function: GTPase activator activity. The transcript is spliced from 5 exons. The record is from RefSeq and is a predicted model, not a curated record. The coding region runs from base 166 to 1299 and encodes 377 amino acids. NCBI's taxonomy places the organism in Eukaryota, Metazoa, Chordata, Actinopteri, Perciformes, Sebastidae.
GCUGAAACAGAAGUGAAGGUAAUAAUCAGCCUCUCUGGUUCUCCUCCAGGUUCCUCUCUGGUUCUCACGGUGUUUUACUGCUCCUCUACUGUUUAUCUGCUUCUGCUUCCUCCUCACGGUCUCACCGGUUCUCUGCUUCUACUGGUCACACAGUUAAACUCCAGUAUGGGCUGCUUCUUCUCCAAGAAAUCCAAGAGAAAGUCUCCGGAGAAAGACGAGCGAGCAGCGACAACAGCAGCGUCGGCUGAAGCACCAACGGCCGGCAGCGCGGGUUCCCCUGGCAACAACACGAGCACCGAGGAGCACGAGCCGCCCAAACAGUACAGCUGGGACAAGAGAGAGAAGGUCGACCCUAAAGACUACAUGCUGUCGGGGCUCAAAGACGCCACGGUGGGCCGUCUGCCCGGUAAACUGAACGGCCAGCAGUUCGUCAUCCAGGACUGCGAGAACUGCAACAUCUAUGUGUUCGACCACGCGGCGACCAUCACCAUCGACGACUGCGUCAACUGCCGCGUCUUCCUGGGACCCAUCAAGGGUAGCGUGUUCUUCAGGGACUGUAAAGACAUCAAGUGCGUGGUGGCCUGUCAGCAGUUUCGCACGCGGGACUGUAAAAAGAUGGAGGUGUUCCUGUGCUGCGCCACGCAGCCCAUCAUCGAGUCGUCCACGGGGAUGAAGUUCGGCUGCUUCCAGUACUACUACCCCGAGCUGGCCUUCCACUUCAAGGACGCCGGGCUCAGCAUCUUCAACAACAACUGGAGCAACAUCCACGACUUCACGCCGGUGUCCGGCGAGAACAACUGGAGCCUGCUGCCGGAGGCUACGGCCGUCCUGGACUCUAUACCGAACCCGGACCCGGAGUCUGAAUUCAAGUCGGUUCGAAUCUUCGCCGACCCCGGACGCAGCAUCGUGCCUUUGACGAAGGGCGGGAGGCGUAAAGCCAGCGAGGAGUCCUGCCUCUUCGUGUUCUUCGCCGGAGAAUACACAACAGCAAACGCCCGCAAACUCAUCGACGAGGUGACUGGUAAAGGAUUUGUUCUGAUCCAGACGAAGGAAGUGUCGAUGCGACCUGAAGAUGUGAAGCGAGUGUUUCAGAACAGCGCCGAGGAUCUGGUGGAGUGGAUCACUAAAGGUGCCGUCAUCGCCCUCGAGCUGAACGGAGACGGAGUCGUGGACGCCUGCAAGAACAUCGCUAACGAGGUGUUCAGUGGGACGAAGGUUUUUGUCUCCGAUAACAAAAACACGUCCUCUCGAGAUGUGGACAACUUCUUCAACUUCGCCGACAUGCAGAUGGGACUGUGAACGAUUUAAUACAAACUGCUCGCCACACGUUGAAUCCGAUCUUCUAAACCCCCCCCCCCUCGCCGUCCAGCUCGGGUUGGUUUGAUUAUUUGCCUCAGAUAUUAGAAUAAUAUUGGGUUUGAUAAAAGUCUGCAGACUAAAAUUCACCUCCAAUCCUCUAAAACCAUCGGCUGUAAACCACUUUAACAUCCUUUAGUGUCGGAUCAGCUGUAAACCACUUUAACAUCCUUUAGUGUCGGAGAGUGCUGUGAAUAUUUAUAUUUCUAUGAAUGUAUUUCUGUUGCUUCUCUCGAUUGUGAAUGUACGUUCGCUCUUUGCUGUCAUUUUAAUUUAAAGCUUGUUUUUCUUUACUGUCUGAAAGUGGAGAAACCACGAGCACACGAACGCCUGAGGGAAAAUAUUUUAUAUAAAUAUAUAUGAAUCAUAUUUUGUAUUUCUUACAAGGAUUUAUUUGUGAAUGUGGAUUAGCUUGUUUAAAUGUGUAUAUGUGAGACACGCUGUGUAGACGAUGAUGUUUUCAUCUUUACUGAUAUCUGUUAGGCCAAAGCUGAAAUUUCUGUCUGGUUUUACACCAAACGGUUUAAAAAACAGUCGUAAUAUUGCUGGUUUGUGAUGUAGGCAACUCAUGUGAUCAUUAUUUUUUAUUUUGUAAUAUGUGUUUUAUACUCUACUGAAUGUUUUUGUAUAUGGAGACAAAUUAAUGUUCUUUAUCAUCCUUUUUAGUAAAAGUUUCAUUACGUGUGAUUUCAUUUUGUUAUAAGGAUUUUUAUAAAGCAGUGUGUAACAGUGAUGCUGAUUAUAGAGUGAGUUAAUGUAGAUAACAACAGACUGUAACCAAAAUAUACAGUAGUAAAUAAUCUGUCCUCCUGA